CCCCAAUAUAACAUAACUCUUCUCCUGCAGGCUAUAUUAGACAUCACUUACUAUGAAGAGAAUCGGCUGGUGGAUGAAGAAUUUGCGAAUGAUGAUGCUCUGCAGAAAGUCCAAGAAUUAAUUCAGAUUAUUACAGAGCCGGAGAGUUUUGCUGAAGAGAACAAUGCUUCUAAGCAGCGUUUCCUCCUUGAUAUGGAUGUUGAGGAAUGUCUGCACUGGAGGCGAGGAGCUUUGCUGUACAUGUACUGUCAUACGGUGGGUGAGAGAGAGAGCUGGAAUCUGAGCGAUCAGAGAACUUUUCACCAGUGUCUCAAGGAUGGUGUUUACUAUCUACUAAAAAUGCUGAAGACAAGAAGUCCUAUACAACUGAACAACGAGGUUUCAUUUAAGGACAUAAAUACGGCCACAUUGUUGGCUAAAGGUAUCUUCAGCGACGUCCAUGUCCUGGCUUUGAUGUACUGUGGAGAGAUGUGUUUCUGGGCCCUCAGCUACUGUUCAGCCAUCCAACCUGGAUCUGAUUCUGAGACGCACCACAAAAUCCUGAACUUUAAAGAAGUUGGGGAGAAAGUUUUGGACACUUAUAUUAGUGUUUGUGAAGGUCCUCUAAGUGGACAAGGCUGGAAUACAGAGAAUGCCAAGAAGAUUCUAGAAUUUCUAAAAAUGAGAUGA
Staurois parvus is the source of this 669-nucleotide messenger RNA. Lineage: Eukaryota; Metazoa; Chordata; Amphibia; Anura; Ranidae. The record is from the annotation of a GenBank genome assembly.